GAAACGAUAGAGCUGCUAGGGUUUUUUUUUUGUUGUAUCGGGGACUUGCGCACGUUGUUCUUCCUUCGAUCGCUUCGAGUGGAGUUUCAGUCGGGUCUCAAGCCAUCAGACCCUAGAAAUCGGCAGAGUUAACUCACUUCUGUCUUCAAAAUGCUGUGGGUUGACAAGUACAGGCCUAGGAUUCUCGAGAAGAUGAUAGUCCAUAAAGAAAUUGCGCAAAACCUCAAGAAAUUGGUUGCGGAGCAGGAUUGCCCGCAUCUUUUGUUCUACGGGCCACCUGGAUCGGGGAAGAAGACUAUGGUAAUGGCUCUACUCAAGGAAAUAUUUGGUGCUUCGGCUGAGAAGGUGAAGUUAGAGCAGAAGGCAUGGAAGAUUGAUGCUGGAACCCGGACUAUAGAAUUAGAACUGGCCAUGUUAGCCAGUUCCCAUCAUGUGGAGCUGAAUCCCAGCGACGCAGGCUUCCAAGACAGGUAUAUUGUUCAAGAAAUCAUCAAGGAAAUGGCAAAAAAUAGGCCCAUUGAUUCAAAAGGCAAAAAAGGAUUUAAAGUUUUAGUAUUGAAUGAAGUGGACAAGCUUUCAAAAGAGGCACAACAUUCUCUCAGGAGAACCAUGGAGAAGUAUAGUUCAUCCUGUCGGUUAAUUUUAUGCUGCAAUAGCUCUUCUAGGGUUACCGAGGCUGUUAGAUCUCGCUGUCUAAAUGUGCGUGUCAGUGCACCGACUUCUGAGCAGAUUAUCGAAGUUUUGGAAUUUAUUGCAAAAAAGGAAAGUUUACAGCUUCCAACAGGAUUUGCUGCACGGAUAGCUGUUCAAUCAAAUCGAAGUUUAAGAAGAGCAAUCUUAUCCUUUGAGACCUGUAGAGUGCAGCAAUAUCCAUUCACAUUGAACCAAACCAUUCCACCAAUGGACUGGGAACAAUAUAUCUCAGAAAUUUCAUCCGACAUAAUGAAGGAGCAGAGCCCUAAAAGGUUAUUUCAAGUACGCGGAAAAGUAUAUGAGCUUCUUGUUAACUGCAUUCCUCCUGAAAUGAUUCUAAAGAGAUUAUUAUCAGAGUUAUUGAAGAAGCUAGAUUCCGAGUUAAAGCAUGAAGUUUGUCACUGGGCUGCAUACUAUGAGCACAGGAUGAGACUUGGUCAGAAGGCAAUAUUUCAUAUAGAAGCUUUUGUGGCCAAGUUCAUGAGCAUCUACAAGGCUUUUCUGAUAGCAACAUUUGGCUAGUGAAGAUUAAUGCGAACUCAUCUGAAAUGUUUAGCCUUUGAGAUUUUAGAGAUAAAAAUUGCUUCGCAGCCACAGCAGUUGUUUUAAUGGAAGUUAUCUCAUAUUAACUUUUGGUUAAGCUGAAAGACUUUUUUUUUUUUGUGUUCUGCUCUGUUGUUAGAUAUGAAAGGAUGGUAGCAAGUUAG
Molecule: messenger RNA, 1400 nt
Organism: Phalaenopsis equestris
Lineage: Eukaryota; Viridiplantae; Streptophyta; Magnoliopsida; Asparagales; Orchidaceae
Product: replication factor C subunit 3
Exons: 12
Coding region: 151-1215 (354 amino acids)
Biological process (GO): DNA repair; DNA-templated DNA replication
Cellular component (GO): DNA replication factor C complex; nucleus
Molecular function (GO): DNA clamp loader activity; ATP hydrolysis activity; DNA binding
Source: RefSeq, a predicted model, not a curated record